Episyrphus balteatus (marmalade hoverfly) is the source of this 1576-nucleotide messenger RNA. Its product is annotated as Na(+)/H(+) exchange regulatory cofactor NHE-RF1. The transcript is spliced from 2 exons. Bases 126 to 1118 code for a protein of 330 amino acids. Gene Ontology annotation, cellular component: apical plasma membrane. Gene Ontology annotation, molecular function: protein-membrane adaptor activity; protein binding. Gene Ontology annotation, biological process: protein localization to plasma membrane. NCBI's taxonomy places the organism in Eukaryota, Metazoa, Arthropoda, Insecta, Diptera, Syrphidae. The record is from RefSeq and is a predicted model, not a curated record.
GAGAUACAAGUUAUGUACCAGGGCGUUUCAACAUAAAACAAAAACAACAUUCAAAACCGGAAUUUUUGAAAAAUCAAACUUACAUUGACCAAUCCAAAAAAAAAAAUAAAAAACCACUUUUCAAAAUGGAAAAAAUCCAACAACCAAAUUCACCAAGUUCAAAGAGCAAUAAUUCAAAUUGCAAUACAAAAAAUAAUGUAUCACCAAUACCAACAAUUAGCGGCGGCCGCUAUUGCCAUAUUGUUAAGAGACCUGAUUUUGAUGGAUAUGGAUUUAAUUUACAUUCGGAAAAAAUUAAACCUGGUCAAUAUAUUGGAAAAGUUGAUCCAGAUUCACCAGCCGAAGCAGCUGGAUUAAGAGAAGGUGAUCAGAUAAUUGAAGUAAAUGGUGUUAAUAUUGGAGUGGAGACUCACAAACAAGUUGUCCAAAGGAUCAAAGCAAUUUCGAAUGAAGUUCGUUUAUUAUUGAUUGAUAAUACGGAAAAUGUUGCAGAUGUUAAGAGUCAAUCAAUUAAUAGUAACAAAUCUAACAAUCAUAAUAAUCAUAAUAAAAACUCUACAACAACCCAGAUACCAAACUCUCCAACAACAACAACAACAACAUCAUCAACAGUAACAAUAGUUCCAAUGAUUGUAGAAGCAACUAUGGCUUCCGGAGAAAAUCAAAAAGAUGAAGUCACCAGCAUAAGUCUGGUUAGCACGAAAACUCAGUCAACUUACAGCAAUAAUCCAACAGUCGAUGUUACCGAUUUCGAUACCAGUGAAGAAAUUCUUAAUAACGGUCAUCCUGUAACAAUAGCCAAUGGAAAAUCAUCUGAGUUAUCAACUUCAAAGGUUUCCUCAGAAGAUGCCCCACCAACAACAAUAAUAACAACAUCGUCACCGCCGCCGCCACCACCGCCCUCUGAGCAGCACAUGAUGAUGAUGGAUUCAUCAAACAACAAGUCACAAAAUACCGUUACCGAUGCCGAUGUCGUCCCUUCGCAAAACAAACCUGGUCUAAAUUUAAAUUUAACUGCUGCAGAAAUGAGAGCAAAACUGUUAGCUAAGAAAAAAUUCGAUCCGAAAAACGAUAGUGUUGAUUUAAAAAAGAAAUUUGAUAUAAUUCAAAAGCUUUAGAGGGAGAGAAAGAAAAUAAGAGAGAGAGAGAGAGAGAGAGAGAAAUCCUAAGUUGAAAAUCAUAUAUUGAAGAUUAUUCUCGUAUUACACCAAAUCUAGUUUCAAACAAAGUUCGCAUAAAACUUGAAUAUAUAUAUUUCAUCCAUUCUUUUGUCCAAAAAAAAGAAGAAAUUAAAACAAAUAAUAAAAAAAAAAGUUAUAAUUUCAAAGUAAUCUCAAAAAGAUUUUGCAUUCGCAUUCAAAAAUUGCUUAUCUUAACUCAAAAUAUUUGAUAAUCCCUUAUAAUAGUAUUAUUUAUUAUAAAAAAAUGAAAUUAAACAAAAACAAAUCUAGAUUUCCUGCCAUUUUAAAAUGAAUAAAGAAAAAUUCCGACCACAUUACAAAAAAAACAUGUUUUCUCGAAAUUCAUUUCAAGUCCAUUUCGAUUACCAACUGUCAAAAAUUUUGAGUUAAGACAA